AUGUCUAAGGAGCAGGGCCAAGCGGAACAGCACGGACGCCGGUUGCCCGUUUGGAUGCUGUCACCAGCUGAAGAGAAAGAAGCGCGCAAGAACUUGAAGACCAUGGCAUACGAAAAGUGCUCGGAAUACGUACGCGCUAUGGCUGAGUGCUCAAAGGCGCACGGGCUCAAUGUGUUUCCUGCAUGCGAUGGGCCAAAGCGCCAAAUGGGGGAGUGCCUCUUAUUUUAUCAGAAGGACGAGUUUCUGGACGCAGAGUGGGAUCGCAUCGUCGAGCGCAAGCUAGAUGCGCUGGAGCAACAGGUGAGAGCGCGCAAGGCCGGUGAGCAAUAG
This is a messenger RNA of Eremothecium gossypii ATCC 10895, 330 nucleotides long. RefSeq names its product Cmc1p (gene CMC1). Lineage: Eukaryota; Fungi; Ascomycota; Saccharomycetes; Saccharomycetales; Saccharomycetaceae. The transcript has a single exon. The coding region runs from base 1 to 330 and encodes 109 amino acids. The record is from RefSeq and is marked provisional.